AUGCCAGGUGAGGCUCCGGCUGUGGCUGUGAAGCGGUCGAUCACGGUCCGGAAAAUUGCACCCAGGAAAACUCAGGCGCUGUGUGACGGUAACAAGGAGAAUGUGGAAAGAUUAUCUGAAGCAUCUGCGCCGAGCACAGCGGUCCUCUCGCCCAUCCUGCCUCCUCCGUCUCCGUCUCCGUCUGCGCAGCCCAAAGAACCGGAGCAGGACCCCGUUUGGCCCCAGAAAGUGCGGCGCUCCUACAGUCGCCUGAGUGUGGGGGACAGGUCCUGCGACAGCCCCAAAUCCCUUCCUGCACCGUCCACUUCUCCCAACACCCCAGAGACCCUGUUUGGGUUCGAGAGGCUUCAGACGCCAGAGGUGAUGCGUAAAGCCGAGGGACCUCGACCGGCUCCUCUGGGCUUCUCAGUGGGUUCCUUCAACAUCUCCGCUGCUGAGGACGGCGCGUCCAACCCUCCAGAGAUCGAUCCCAACAUCCCGGGGGUGUGUCUGGGGAAGAAGACGGCCAGGAGGAAGCGCGUACAGCAGAUAAAGACGUCGGAGCUGGACGCUCUUGCCGCGGAGAUGAAUGCAGAGUUUGAGGAAGCAGAAAGUUUUGACCUGUUUGUUGAAUAAAGAGCCGCACGCUCGGGACAUUUUCAGGACACGUCAUACUUCUCAUUAUUAUUCAUCACGUUUACGGCCCUCUGCUCGCUAAAUCUUACUCCACUGAAAGCUUGUUUUAAGAGUUUUGUUGCUCUGAUAUAGUUUGAUUUCCACAAUGCUACAAUCAUCAAUACAUCUUUGAAUGACAUUCAGAGAUUUCACAGAUGAAAAAACCUGUCGGUCUUUGUUUUUUGUUUUUCCGUAUUGGAUUGAUCAGUUUGGCUAAAAUCAUUUAGCCCAAAUCUCAUGGUAGAUGUUUUUUGUUUACUACACAACCGCAGAGGCCUAAUGUUUGAAUAAAUAGCGGUUUAGAGGAGUAGUAGCCUGUAGAGCUGAAAGUGUGCAUUCUGUUGUAAAAAUAAGAUCUGUAGACAUGAAGCAGUUAAACCAAGCUUUGCUGAUAUAUAUAUAUAUACAUUUAGCCUUAUUUAACAUUGUCUACUUUGUCUUGUCCUUUGUUGUGUGACGAGAAGGUAACUAUUUAUUGUUUUGUUUUCAUUAAAUUGAAGU
Messenger RNA from Sinocyclocheilus grahami, 1155 nucleotides. Its product is annotated as sororin-like. NCBI's taxonomy places the organism in Eukaryota, Metazoa, Chordata, Actinopteri, Cypriniformes, Cyprinidae. The record is from RefSeq and is a predicted model, not a curated record. The coding region runs from base 1 to 615 and encodes 204 amino acids. Gene Ontology annotation, cellular component: nucleus. The transcript has 4 exons. Gene Ontology annotation, biological process: mitotic sister chromatid cohesion; positive regulation of exit from mitosis; double-strand break repair.